AUGGAUACGAUCAAAGUGAUGGGCGAGUUUGUUAGAGAACGAUCACCAUUUUCGCUGGACACAUGGUUCGGACGUCCGAAGAAGAGUGGGGGCCAGAUCGAGCGUGGGUACGACACUGUACCACGCGCCGAGCCACGCGCCGAAGAUGACGAACCCUCGGCAACCGCCGAGUAUACCACCAAGAUAGAUGCCUUGGAUGAUGCGCAGCUAUUCCGGCGGUUUGAGGAGAUGUUGGCGGACAUGAAUCUCAACGAAGAAAAGAAAGAGCCGUUAAGAAAAUAUCCUCGGGACCAGAAGAAGAAGAUGCUGGUAGCUUACAAAUUUGUCAAUACACAGGAAGGCCGAUCGAAAUUCGAAAGGCCAUCAGACUACGUAGCAUACCUUAAUCAACCAGAAUUAUCAGUCGGCAAAAUGCAUGGGUGCUUGGAGAAUCUUAGGAUAUCUUUGACAAACAAUCCUUUGUCCUGGAUUGAGGAUUUCGGUACCAAGGGUAUUGAGAGCUUGCUGACUACGCUCAAUCAAUGUUACACCAAUGAUUCCCGUUACGAUCGCGUGCAAUACGAAUGCAUUCGCUGUUUAUCAGCGAUCCUGAACAAUACCGUGGGCAUCCGAACCAUGUUCGAGUGCCGAGAGGCGCUUCCUGUUCUAGCCAGGAGCUUGGACGCGAGGAAACCACAUUGUGCUCUUGAAGCCUCCAAGGUACUAGCAGCAAUAUGUUUGAUACCGAAUGGACACGAGAAGGUUCUGGAAGCCAUCACAAUGGCAGGAGAGUCAAGUCGGAAACCUCGCCUAUUGCCAAUCAUCGAGUGUUUAGAGUUAAAGACUCCAGAAAGUUUAAAAACAGGCUGUAUGCAACUGAUGAAUGCGAUUAUCACAGAGCCAGAGGAAUUGGAAUUCAGGAUGCAUUUACGUAGCGAGUUUAUGAGAACGGGGCUUUAUGAUCUUAUAGACGAGCUUCGCGCUGGUGCGGAGGGAGCUCGGCAGAUCCAGAUGACAGUAUUCGACAACCAUGCUGCCGCCGACCAAGACGAGUUCCUCGCUAAGUUCGACGAUGUCAGAGUGGACUUCCACGAUGUGAAUGAAUGCUUCGAGCUGGUGAAGAAUUUAGUGAUGGACACGCCAGCGGAACCGUACUUACUGUCAAUAUUACAACACAUGCUCUUCAUCAGAGAUGAUGAACUUAUAAGGCCAGCGUACUACAAGCUGAUAGAAGAAUGCAUAACCCAGAUAGUAUUACACAAGAACGGGUACGACCCGGACUUCAGACUCACGCAGAGGUUCAACAUAGAUGUGCAGCCUCUCAUAGAUGGACUAAUAGAAAAAUCAAGAGCAGAAGAAGAGAAGAAAAUAGAAGAUUUAAGAAGUAAGUUGGAAGCGGCGAUAUCAGCGCGACAAGAGGCCGAGGCCCGCGCCGCGCGUCUCGAGGAACGCCUCAAGAGCGGCGCCGCGCCCGCGCCCGCCGGCCUCACGCACGGGACCAUCGCCGCCAUCGCCAAGGCGAUAGGCAGCCCUGGUGGCCCUCCUCCUCCGCCACCGAUGCCUGGAGGGGCUGGUCCACCACCGCCGCCGCCGCCGCCAAUGCCCGGUCAAGGUUUUACUCCACCUCCACCGCCGCCUAUGCCUUCAACAGGCGGUGGUCCUCCACCUCCGCCCCCGCCGCCAAUGCCAGGUGGACCUCGCGGCCCUCCGCCUCCGCCCAUGCCGGGUGGUGCCGGUCCUCCGCCUCCGCCGCCUAUGAUGGGAGGACCGAGACCUCCACCUCCACCGGGAGGAUUCGCGCCUAGGAUGCCUCAACCAGAUGUAGUACUACCAUAUGGUCUAAAACCUAAAAAGAAGUGGGAACUCGAAGGACCAUUGAAACGUGCCAAUUGGAAGACGAUCGUGCCACAAAAAAUGUCGGAGAAAGCUUUCUGGGUCAAGGUGCAAGAGGACAAACUUGCUUCUCCGGACAUUCUUACAGGAUUAGCAGCGAAAUUCUCCAGUAAACCUGUCGCGAAGAAGAACGAGGACGCAGUUGACAAGGUCCACACGUUAAAGAAAGUGAAAGACCUCAAGGUGCUAGACAGCAAGGCGGCUCAGAACCUCUCGAUCCUGCUGGGAGGGUCUCUCAAACACAUGUCUUAUGAACAUAUCCGAACUUGCAUACUGAGGUGUGACACCACCGUGCUCACUGCAAACGUACUGGAUCUGCUCAUACAGUAUCUGCCUCCAGCCGACCAGCUAAAGAAACUGGCAGAGCUGAAGGUAAACAGCGAGGAGUUAACAGAAGCUGAACAGUUCAGCGCCACAGUGGCUGAUAUCAAGCGGCUCGUGCCACGGUUGAGGAGUUUGGCCUUCAGGGAGCAUUAUGCUGAAAUGAUAUCUGAAGUUAAACCGGAUAUCGUAUCUGGUACGGCGGCGUGCGAGGAAGUCAAGUCUAGUGAAAAAUUCGCCAAGAUUUUAGAACUGUUGUUGUUGUUGGGCAACUACAUGAACGCCGGCUCAAACAACGCUGGCGCUUACGGCUUCGAGAUCAGCUUUUUAACUAAGUUAACGGCAACGAAAGAUUUGGAAAACAAACAAACUCUACUACAUUAUCUAGUAGAAACGAUAGAGAACAAAUUCCCGGAAGUGUUGACAUUCGCUGAGGAAAUGCCCCACAUAGACAGAGCCGCCCGCGUCUCAUUGGAGAAUCUCCAGAAGGCUCUGAAGAAGAUGGAGAACGACAUCAAGUCUUUGGAGAUGGAUUUGAACAACUCACGCGUACAGCAGUGUCCAGACGACCUGUUCCACGAGUCUAUGAGUUCUUUUGCAAUAGAAGCCCGUGAACAGUGCGAUCUUCUUCACUCAAUGUUCCGGAAAAUGGACGCUCUGUACAACGAGCUGGCCGAGUAUUACGUCUUCGACCCUCACAAGUAUACGCUGGAAGAGUUUUUCUCAGAUAUCAAGACUUUCAAGGAUUCCUUCGUUGCGGCGCACGGCGAGGUGUCGGGCGCGCGCGAGGCCCGCGAGCGCGCGGCGCGUGCCCGCUCUGCGCGCGCGGCGGCCGAGCGCGAGCGGCGCGACCGCACGCACCGCUACCAGCAGCUGCUCGACAUACACCAGACGCAGGACGGCGUCAUGGACAGUCUGAUGGAAGCGUUGCAGAGCGGCUCCGCGUUCAGCAGAGAACGCCCUCGGAAGAAAGCUAACCCAAGAAUAGCUGGAGCUGAGAGAAGAGCACAGCUGAGUCGAUCGCGGUCCCGCUCGGGCUUGACGGGGCCGCUCACAGCACGAGAACUAACCAAUGAGUUGCUGAGCAACGCGUGA
Molecule: messenger RNA, 3288 nt
Organism: Arctia plantaginis
Lineage: Eukaryota; Metazoa; Arthropoda; Insecta; Lepidoptera; Erebidae
Source: the annotation of a GenBank genome assembly